AUGCAGGAGACCUAUGAGAAUGUGACCUUGCUGGGGUUUCCAGUUUCAAAACCUGACGUGACCUCCCAGCUGGAACAAGGGGAGGAGCCGUGGGUCCCACAUCAGCAGGGCUCAGAGAAAAGGGCGAUCCUGAGAGGUCCCUGCACAGGUGAUGGGACGGUGAGUGAGAAUGAGGAGCAGAAUCCAAAGCAGGAAGAUGCGGAGCAAGUGGAAUCACCCAGGGCAUUAGCACAAAGAUCUAAUGUGAAUGUGUCCAGGAGUCGUGAGCAGGAAAGUGCCUGCAAGAGUCAGCACAGGCCAGGGAGAGAGCAGGGAAACCAGCCAGGGCAGAAAGUGGGUCAAUCCAUUAAUUGUUGGCAAACUCACAAAGACCUCAAAGAAACCGCAGCCCAGCAGGGAAUCCCCAUGGGAGACAGAAACAACACAUGCCCUGAGUGUGGGAAAGACUUCAGUUACCGCUCGGCCCUUAUCACACAUCGAAGAAGCCACACAGGAGAACGACUCUACAUAUGCUGCGUGUGUGGGAAAAGCUUCACUCAGAGCUCACACCUUGUUAGAGAUCAGAGACUCCACUCAGGAGAGAGACCCUACGAAUGCUGUGAGUGCGGGAAAAUUUUCACCCAGAGCUCAACCCGUGUCCGACAUCGGAGAAUUCACACGGGAGAAAGACCCUAUGGAUGCACAGAGUGUCAGAAGAGGUUCAGUGACAGCCCAGCCCUUAUUAAGCAUCAGAGAACCCACACAAGAGAAAGACCCUAUGAGUGCUGUGAGUGCGGGAAAACCUUCAUUGACAGCUCCUCCCUUAUUAGGCACAAGAGGGUCCACAUAGGAGAGAGACUCUAUGAAUGCUGUGAGUGUGGGAAAACCUUCACUCAAAGCUCAGCCCUUAUCAGGCAUCAAAGAACCCACACGGGAGAGAGACCUUACGAAUGCUCCGAAAGCGGGAAAAGCUUCACGGACAGCUCACACCUUAUCAGGCAUGAGCGAAUCCACACAGGCGAGAGACCCUAUCUAUGCGCAGAGUGUGGGAAAAGCUUCGUUGUGAGCUCAAACCUUGUUGCACAUCAGAAGAGCCACAAGGGUGAUAAAAAAUCAUUAAAAAAAUAA
Caretta caretta (loggerhead turtle) is the source of this 1107-nucleotide messenger RNA. The record is from RefSeq and is a predicted model, not a curated record. NCBI's taxonomy places the organism in Eukaryota, Metazoa, Chordata, Testudines, Cheloniidae.